Molecule: messenger RNA, 755 nt
Organism: Mesocricetus auratus (golden hamster)
Lineage: Eukaryota; Metazoa; Chordata; Mammalia; Rodentia; Cricetidae
Gene: Ccl5
Product: C-C motif chemokine ligand 5
Exons: 3
Coding region: 76-351 (91 amino acids)
Biological process (GO): chemokine-mediated signaling pathway; cellular response to tumor necrosis factor; positive regulation of GTPase activity
Cellular component (GO): extracellular region
Molecular function (GO): chemokine activity; CCR chemokine receptor binding
Source: RefSeq, a predicted model, not a curated record
UCUGAGCUGCAGAACAUCCCUGCAGAGGAUCCUGAGACAACAAUUGCAUCUCUCACAAUCUCUGCCCCAGGUACCAUGAAGAUCUCCACAGCUGUCCUCACUGUCAUCCUCACUGCUGCCACCCUCUACGCUCCUUCAUCUGCCUCCCCACGUGGCUCGGACACCACUCCCUGCUGCUUUGACUACCUCUCCUUUACACUGCCUCGUGUUCACAUCAAGGAGUAUUUCUACACUAGCAGCAAAUGCUCCAACUUUGCAGUCGUUUUUGUCACCCGAAGGAACCGUCAAGUGUGUGCCAACCCAAAGAAGAAGUGGGUUCAAGAAUACAUCAACUAUUUGGAGAUGAAGUAGAAUAGAGGGUUUCUCCAGCUUCAUCCUGUAUAACUUACCUAUCAUUGCUUGCUCUAGUAAUAACCAGCUUGGGGAUGCCACUCAGCAACCCCCUGCUCCCACUCAUUCCUGGGAGGGCAUAGAUGCUACCAUACCAUAGAGAUUGUAACAACGUUCUCUUCUAGAGCCUGGGAGAUCUGCUGAGGCCCUGCCCUGUGACAACAGGAAGUAACCAGGCUCUGAGUUUCAGGCUCCUCAGCUUGGUUUGGGAGCAACAACAACAACAGCAAAAAGCCUGUGUAUCUCUCAAGCAAGGAAAGCAAAUGGAGACCCAUUUGCAAAUAUUCAUACCUUAGGCCCUCACAGGCUCUGCACAGCAAACCCAAGAAACCAGCACUUCAUUAAAAUUCUGAUGCAAGGACAAA